Candida tropicalis MYA-3404 is the source of this 1611-nucleotide messenger RNA. RefSeq names its product gamma-tubulin (gene TUB4). Gene Ontology annotation, cellular component: microtubule; cytoplasm; centrosome. Gene Ontology annotation, molecular function: GTP binding; structural constituent of cytoskeleton. The transcript has a single exon. Gene Ontology annotation, biological process: mitotic sister chromatid segregation; microtubule nucleation; mitotic cell cycle. The record is from RefSeq and is a predicted model, not a curated record. Lineage: Eukaryota; Fungi; Ascomycota; Pichiomycetes; Serinales; Debaryomycetaceae. The coding region runs from base 1 to 1611 and encodes 536 amino acids.
AUGCCGGAUUUUUUUUUUUUUUUCAAACUUCAUUUUGUAAACAAACCUUUGAAAUCAAGAAAGACGCGAUAUAUAAUUAUUUACUUCUAUAUUGAUUUUACAAACAAACCACUACAAGAUACCAUGCCGGGAGAAACUAUAACUUUACAAGUGGGUCAAUGUGGGAAUCAAGUAGGAUUACAAUAUUGGCAACAAUUAUCUUUAGAACAUGGAAUAAAUUCAGAUGGAUCAUCUAAUCCAUAUCCAAUAAAUACCAAUAAUAAAUUUCAAUUUCAGAAUUUAACAAGCACUUCAAAUAAUAAUGAAAGUUCUACCAAAUAUCGAGAUGAUCAUCCUGAAUUAUUUUUUACCUUGAGUGAUUCUAAUAGAUAUACACCAAGAUCUAUAUUGAUAGAUAUGGAACCUUCAGUUAUUGGCAAAAGUACAUCAACUUUACCCAUGUUUAAUCCAAGAAAUGUGCAUCUCAGUGAACAAGGUAAUAGUGCUGCUAAUAAUUGGAUAAAUGGAUAUAAAUAUGGUACUGAAGAAGAAGAAGCAUUGAUUAAUUUAAUUGAUAGAGAAGCUGAUAAAUGUAACAAUUUAUCUAAUUUUCAAUUAUUUCAUAGUGUUGCUGGAGGAACAGGUUCUGGUGUUGGAAGUAAAAUAUUGGAAUUAAUAAGUGAUCGAUAUGGACAUAAGAAAUUGUUGAAUACUUUUUCGAUUUUCCCUUCAAAUGAAGAUACUUCCGAUGUGGUGGUACAACCAUAUAAUACUAUUUUAACUUUGAAAAGAUUAAUUGAUUACAGUGAUGCCACAUUUAUUUACCAUAAUGAUUCAUUAAACAGAAUUGAAAAUUUAUUGUUUAAUAAUAAUAUGCAACUGAAUAACAAUAACAAUGAUGAUUUAUUUCUUGGUGCUAAUAAACUCAUUGCAAGUGUGACAGCGUCAUUAUCCAAUCCAUUGAGAUUCCCAGGAUAUAUGUAUAGUUCAAUUGAAUCCAUCAUUUCAAAUUUGGUACCUACUCCAGAUUUGAAAUUUUUAACAAGUGCAAUUGCUCCAUUUAGCUCACAGAAACACAAUUACAUUAAUGAAUAUGACAUGAUUUUGGAAUUAUCUAAUGAUAGAUACAAGACAAACCGUGUUAGUAAUGAAACAAAUUAUAUAACCAUGUUGAAUUAUUUAAUUGGUGAUAAUCUAGAUCAAAGAGAAAUUCGUAAAGGAAUAUUGAAAUCACAACAAAGAACACCAUUUGUUCCGUGGGCUGCUAGAUCAGUUCAAGUGGUACAUGGUAAGAAAUCUCCUUUUAUAAAGUCAAGUAAUAAUCUAGACGGGGUACAAAUUACAAAUAAUACGUCAAUUAUCGAAGUUUUUACAAAAAUCUUGAAGCAAUAUGAUUUGUUGAUUAAAAGAAAAGCAUAUUUGAAUAGAUAUUACUCGAGUUUAGAGGAAGAAAAUGAAGUUAUGGAAUUGUUUAGUCAAUCAAGAGAGGCAGUUAAAUCCAUCGUCGAAGAAUAUAAGGCCUGUAAAGAAUUGAAUUAUUUGGAUGAUGAAGAUGACGACGACGGAGACUUUGGUAUUAGUGGUGGUGCUGACAACGACGCAAUUACUCAAGAUCAAGAUAUGGAUAUAUAG